Molecule: messenger RNA, 1053 nt
Organism: Acaulospora morrowiae
Lineage: Eukaryota; Fungi; Glomeromycota; Glomeromycetes; Diversisporales; Acaulosporaceae
Source: the annotation of a GenBank genome assembly
AUGUCUCCAUGUGCAUUUUAUGCGUCCUACGUCAACACCGACCAUAACAAUACAACUCUCACAUCCACAACUGCAACAGUUACAACACCGACAACUUCCACAUCGUCUACAAAGCUUAUCCAACUUCAGCGCACGACUUCGUCAAAUGGUGCCUCCACUUCCUCUGUCCUUCUAACACCGACGACACCCCUGGCAAUGGGUGCCGUUUUAGGUAAUGGAAGCGGAACUAGUUACCUCACUAAGCGUAUGAGCAUCACGGGAGGUGGUGGGGUGGUUGAAGAGAAAGACAUUAAGGAGAAAGAGAAUGGAAAUAAUAGUAAUGGUUUAGUGAUUAAUCUAACGCGUCAGCAAUUUACACCAAGUCCCACUAGUGAAAUUCAUCCGUUGCAUUUUACGUGGGUGUUUUGGUUCAUGCACCGAAUUCCUGGUAGUAAGAUACAAAAUUACGAGAGUUCCAUGAAAAAAAUCGCGGCGUUUUCUUCGGUGAGUGAUUCCUCUCACGACAUAGAGGACUUUUGGGCGGUCUAUAGUCAUCUUCGAAGACCUCAUGAACUACCCAACAUCAGUGACUAUCACCUUUUCAAACAAGGCAUUAGGCCAGUAUGGGAGGAUGUUACUAAUAUUAAUGGAGGUAAAUGGAUUGUAAGAUUAAAGAAAGGUCUGGCCAGCCGAUAUUGGGAAAGCUUGGUCAUGGCGGUCAUUGGUGAUCAAUUUGACGUGGGUACGGAGAUUUGUGGUGCGGUAUUAUCUAUUCGCAGUUCCGAGGACAUUUUGUCCUUGUGGAAUCAAUCCUCUCAUGAAGGCAGGAUUAAUUUAAAAAUAAGGUUGGUGUUUUCGAGAAAUUUCAGAGUUAUGCGUGGAUCCCAGAGAUCUUCAUUUAAGAUUAUGCGCAACAUGCAACUUGUGGAAAAAAUAAAUAAUAAUAAAACUUUAAUUAGGGAUACAAUGAAACGGGUAUUGAAUUUACCAUCCGAAACAAUUAUGGAGUACAAAACGCAUAAUGACGCCUUGAAAGACAAUUCUAGUUUUAGGAACACUGAUGUAUUCCGAUGA